Molecule: messenger RNA, 1670 nt
Organism: Stylophora pistillata
Lineage: Eukaryota; Metazoa; Cnidaria; Anthozoa; Scleractinia; Pocilloporidae
Product: calcium-independent phospholipase A2-gamma
Biological process (GO): arachidonate metabolic process
Cellular component (GO): membrane
Source: RefSeq, a predicted model, not a curated record
AAGAAGAGGAAGUUUGGACUUUUCACGUUAUACUCUUAGUUUGGCAAUCUCUUCGAUUUGUGAAGUGAGAAUCACAAUGGAUGAUAUUUUAUAUUGGAAAGAGGAGCUUUUGCUUCGAGGACCCAUGUUGAAAUUUGCAAGUUAUUUGUGAAAAUGCGAACUACACGUACAGUAAAUAUGGCGGGACUUUCAAACCAUGUUUUGCGAGUUGAGAAAGCUGUUUCACUAUCGUUGCCUUUAAAAUCUGCCUCGGCGUUUUACAGGACAUUUCCAUCGGCGGGAAAAUCUUCAUCCUCUUAUGUUCCUCUGAAAACAGUGUCAAGUAUUCAAAAUCGCACGCGAUCUCUGGUUCAAGCUUUACGAUCUGCAAAAAAUGAACAGUCAUGGUUGAUUCGUCUAGAAGAAUUUAACGACCACAUCCUUCGUUAUCAAAGUGUCGGCAGGAGUCAAGCUAUUCGAGAAGAAGCCAUCAGCUUCCUGCUAAGUGUUCGAAAGAAGGGAAAUAAAGAGGUUCGAAAGGAAGCGCAAAAAGCGUUGGCUUUACUGGGAUGGAUCGAUCCCGUCAAGGGAAGAGGAAUCAAAGUACUGUCUAUCGAUGGAGGUGGAGCAAGAGGCUUGAUGGCUAUUGAGAUCUUGAAAAGAAUUGAAGAACUGUGCAACAAGGAGAUUUACCAAUUAUUUGACUUUAUUUGUGGUGCAUCAACGGGUGCCAUUCUUGCAUUUCUGCUUGGUAUCAAGAGAGUUUCACUAGAGGAGUGUGAGCGCACUUAUAAAAAGCUCAGCAUGGAAAUAUUCGAACAAAAUUCUUUUAUCGGAAAAGGAAAAUUAUUUUUGAAUCAUGCUUAUUAUGACACAGCCAAAUUUGAACAGAUUCUCAAGAAAGAAAGUGGAGAUGAGAGAUUGAUAGAUUCAGCAAGAGACCCAACAAUACCUAAGGUGGCAGCUGUAUCCACUGUAGUGAACCAUUCCUUACUCUUGCCGUAUGUCUUCAGUAACUACACACAUCCUUAUGGUUCCAACUCCAAGUUUCCUCAGAGCUGUAAGUACAGGCUGUGGGAGGCACUCAGGGCAUCUACUGCUGCUCCUGGUUACUUUGAAGAGUUCAAACUUGGAAAUAACAUCCAUCAGGAUGGUGGACUCCUCACAAACAACCCUUGUGCAAUAGCUGUCCAUGAGGCCAGACUACUGUGGCCAGAUGAGUCCUUUCAAUGCAUUGUGUCUCUUGGUACUGGCAAGUACAAAGGAAGGUCUGGCCCAAGCACUGAGGAGUUUAGCAGUCUGAAGGAAAAAAUGCUAAAAGUUGUGGCCAGUGCAACAGAUACUGAAGCAAUAGACACUGUUCUCAGUGACAUACUACCCAAGUCAGUCUACUUCCGGUUGAACCCAAACUUGUCAGCUAAUGUACCCAUGGAUGAAGGCAGGAUUGAAAUGUUGGAGCAAAUUCAAUUUGAUGCGAGAAAACAUUUGGGAAAAAUUGAUGAAACUUUAAAGACUUGUGCAAAAAAUCUUCUUCAAGACAAGACUGUACUAAAUCGGGGAAUGGACAGGUUUAGAAACUGGUAUAGAACUAUAUGAGCAGACAUUUUUGCUAUGACUCUCUACACCAUAAGAUCAGAACGCAUAUUCUCCAUACCAUUUUUUUACAUAUUUCUUAAGCUGCUGGCAAGGAG